GACCGGUGAGGCGGGAAUCACGGAUGGAGACGGCCGAAGAGCGCAGCGGCGCGAGGCCGGAGGCCGGCCCGUUUUUCACCUUGGCCGAGGUGGCGAAGCGCAGCACCGACCGGGAGGCCUGGCUGGUCAUCCACGAUCGCGUCUAUGACGUUACCCGCUUCCUCGACGAGCAUCCAGGUGGAGAUAAGGUUCUGCUUGAACAAGCUGGUAGAGAUGCCACAGAGAGCUUUGAAGAUGUUGGCCAUUCCAUGGAUGCUAAAGAAAUGCUCAAGCAGUAUCUCAUAGGAGAGAUUCAUCCGGAUGAUCGCAAACCUGAUGCUUCCAAGGUUCCAAGCCCAUUCCAUGAGUCAAGCAUCUGGACGGUCUGGCUGAUCCCUAUUCUGGGAGCCUUGGUUCUGGGCUUGAUGUAUCGUUACUACAUAACGGAUGGGAAAUCCUCCUGACCUGAGUCUGCAGAGUUAUCUGCACCCACGUCACUCCAUUGACAGCUAUAGAUGUUUUCUAACUUCUGAUGGCUUCCAGAUGUCUUUCACUUCUAUCCAUCAGUUUAGUGCCUCUGCUACCUGCAAAGCCAACCAAGGAUCUAGGAAAACCACCAUCUUUGCUGUAAACUCCAGGAACUGUCAUUCCACUGUGAUGUGCUUUUUCAGGCAUCGGCUACAAGUCAUUUUUAUUUAACUGGUUCUGAUGUUGUAGAGUGGCAGUCUUCACCUUUGCCAGCUUAUCCUAUCAAGCACUGUUAGCAGCUGGUAGGCAGCCACGUUCCCUGCAAAAAAUUAUCCCACCAGCAUCUGCCAAUAGGACUUGCUUGGGAGGAUUUUCUGUAGGCUUCUCUUGUACUUGGAUUUCCAACUGUUAAUUCACUGUAUUUUUAAUUAUGUUUUGGUUUACAUACUGGUAGUCCUGUUUCAUUGUAUGCCUUCUGAAUUGGCCUGUUCUGUAAUAAAAGUUUCUCUAGACCAGC
Messenger RNA from Protobothrops mucrosquamatus (brown spotted pit viper), 964 nucleotides. Its product is annotated as cytochrome b5. Gene Ontology annotation, molecular function: heme binding. The transcript is spliced from 5 exons. NCBI's taxonomy places the organism in Eukaryota, Metazoa, Chordata, Lepidosauria, Squamata, Viperidae. Gene Ontology annotation, cellular component: mitochondrial outer membrane; intracellular membrane-bounded organelle. The record is from RefSeq and is a predicted model, not a curated record. Bases 24 to 443 code for a protein of 139 amino acids.